Molecule: messenger RNA, 2196 nt
Organism: Durio zibethinus
Lineage: Eukaryota; Viridiplantae; Streptophyta; Magnoliopsida; Malvales; Malvaceae
Product: B-box zinc finger protein 19-like
Biological process (GO): photomorphogenesis; regulation of DNA-templated transcription
Cellular component (GO): nucleus
Molecular function (GO): zinc ion binding
Source: RefSeq, a predicted model, not a curated record
UAUUGCAGAGAUUGAUUGAACUUGCCAUUCAUUGGCCUUCGUCCAUUUUGAGGGUUGCUUCCUGACUGAAGCAAAGGGGUUAUUUUAUUUUAUUUCAUUUUAUUUUGGAUUUUUAUUGUUGUUUUUUCAAGGUGCUGCAUGAAAGAAACCGAUGACUCGGAGAGACUAGAGAGAGGGAAGAUGCUUUGUGGAUGGCUAGGCUUCCAGAAGCAGCAAAAAGAAAGUUAGAAACCAAAGCAAAGCCAAACCAAAGUUAACUGGAAAUUAAAAAAACAAAAGACAUGGGUCCCAUGGCAGAUAUAUGACUUGUGGUCGAGAUUAAAGCAGGAAAGCCUCUCAACUCCACAACUCCUAAAAGCCAAGACUAUCUUUGAAAAACUUGCGUCGAUCAAGUGACCAAAUACCAAAUGAACCAAACCAAAGUUGACAAAACAAAAGACAUCUCCACUCCAUAUCCCCCCCUGCCCUCUCUCUCUCAUUCAUUUGUCAUGUCUCUGUUGCCUGCUUAUUAAAGCCCCCACAUUUUCCCCACCCUCUACAAUCUCUUCUAAUGUUAUAAAAGAGAAGCAUCUUUUUUUUUCUACCCUAUCGCCAAUCCUAGUUCUUGCGCUCAUCAUCAUUAUACCCGAUCAAACCCCAACAACACUUACAAGUUACAACAGCUGCAUCUGCUUAUUGUUUGAUUUGAUUAUAAAAGCAACAUGUUUUCUUUUGGUUUUUAGUUGGGGUUGUUCUUUUGUUUCUGGGGCAUAUUAUUAUAUUAUGUCAAAAGAAGAUGGAUGUUUUUGCUGGCUGAUUGGGAGACGAUGAAAGUGAGAGAGAAUUAUGCGAACCCUUUGUGACGCUUGUGAAAGUGCUGCUGCUAUUGUCUUCUGUGCUGCCGAUGAGGCUGCUCUUUGCCGUGCCUGUGAUGAAAAGGUCCAUAUGUGCAACAAGCUUGCUAGCCGGCAUGUCCGGGUCGGUCUGGCAAAUCCCAGUGAUGUUCCUCGCUGUGACAUAUGUGAAAAUGCACCUGCUUUCUUUUACUGUGAGAUCGAUGGAAGUUCCCUUUGUUUACAAUGUGAUAUGAUUGUACAUGUUGGAGGCAAAAGAACUCAUGGAAGAUAUCUUCUAUUAAGGCAGAGAGUUGAGUUUCUGGGGAAUAAACCUGGUAUUAUUGAGGGCCCAGCUUCACAACCGAUGGAUCCCAGUGAGAUCAGAAGAGGCCAAAAUCAGCCAGCUAAACCAACAGUAGGAGAGAGCCAACAAAAUCACAAGCUCUCCCCUGUUCAAGGGACAGAUGCUAAUGCUGGUGGCUAUCUCAAAAUGGAUAGUAAAAUGAUAGAUUUGAAUAUGAAGCCUCAUCGAAUACAUGGACAAGCCUCAAACAAUCAGGAACAAUAAUUCACUGUUCUAAGCAGAUGUGAUGAUGAUUAGGAGACCUGGGUCCCAGUCGGUUAAAUUUUAUUUGGAAGCCAGUUGCCUGGAGUACCUCACUUCACUUAUGUUAACCACUCCUUAGCUGGUCAACUUAUCAUCACCUUCUCUUCUCCCUAAACUAGCAUAGUUGUUAGAGUGGUUUUUAGACAAGCCCUGUAGCUCAUACUGCAAAGGAUUGAUCUGUAAUCUGUCAUUAUUUUGUUAUGUUUGAUUUGUGCUGUUGAAAUGGCAUUGUAAAAACGGCAUUUUUUUGUGUGACUUAUUAUGAACUUGGGAGAUUUGAUAAUGCUUGAGAUUAAUGCUUGAAGAGCAAUGCUAUAUGCUUAUACCCAGAGUUUCUCUUAAUCAAGUUAAUACUAACAUGAAACGGGCUCUCAGGUAAAGGAAAAUCAAAUUUCUUGGUGGAUGGAUAACAUCCGUUUUAAGAAAAGAAAAGCUCAAUAUUUACAUGGAGCAAAUUGAAUUUAUAGAUCUUUUAAGUGAUGUGAUGAAAUUCUCACCAUUUCAUAAUAAAUUCUAAACUAAUUUGUUUUGACUGCUCUCUAGUCGUUAUAGUUUUGAGAUCUCAAUUACAUUUUCAAUUAAAUUCAAGGGGAAAAGAAAAGAGUAGCAAUGACAGAAAGAUUAGUAAUCUGCUCUUUCAAUUAAAUUUUCACUGCUUGAUGUCUAUAAAGCUGUCGAAGAUGCAUGACUGUUGCCUACGAGGAUAACAGCAAAGAUCUUCAUUACUUCUACAUAAUUUAUAGGCUUACCAUCAUUGUUGUUUUCUUCUAUGAA